CGCUUGCUUUUUUUUUUUUAAUUUAAAUUUGGAAUAUGAAAAUUGGUGUGAAUUAAGAUAAUUUGUAAAGUUUUAAAUGUUGAUAAAGCUGUUUAUUUUUUAUAUGUGUUUGUGCAAAGUCAGUGCAAAUGAUGCUUUACACUUGAUCUCUGAACUUCAGGGAAGGGACAAAGUAAACUAAUCCAUACAAAUAUGUGGUAUGUGUAUUUCUUCGCUUCUGCAAUGCCUAUGAACUCCAAGUUUCAAUAUUAUUGAGUCCGCUGCGAAGAAAAAUGGUCUGCAAAUUCUUGUCGUUGAGCCUGCAUCCCACAUUGCCAUUGGAAAGUAAGUUUUCUGCUGUACAUUUAUAUUCGAUAGCCCAUUCGAAUACAAAAACAUUCUAUAGAAAGAAGCUCCCCAAAAACCUUCAAGCUCCUCGACGAACCAAGCUUCCUCCUGAUUUUGGGGUUAAUUUGUUCCUUAAAAAGCCAACCACCGGCAUAGACCCGUCCCAAAUGGAUUCCUUUCUAGAAAAUGAUGGUGAUGGUAAUUUGAUCGAAGAAGAACAAAAAGAAGCACAAGAUGGUGAUUUGGUUUGGGAUUCAGGUGAAAUUGAAGCCAUAACAUCUCUUUUUCAAGGGAGGAUCCCUCAAAAGCCAGGAAAUUUGAAGCGAGAACGACCCCUCCCACUUCCACUUCCUUACAAGCUAAGACCUUUGGGACUUCCUUCCCCCAAGAAACACACUAAGACUCGUUCACGGUCAUCUGUAUGCAAUCAAGUGCAUAAGAAUCCAAGCUUUCUUGUCAAUUUGGCCAAGCAGAUUAAAUCUCUUAAGCCAGAUGAUGAUGUUUCUGUGGUUCUUGAUGGCUGUGCUUGUUUCUUGCGGAAAGGGUCCUUGUCCUUGACGAUUAGAGAGUUGGGUCACAUGGGUCUUCCUGAGAGAGCUCUGCAGACUUACUGCUGGGCUCAGAAACAACCCUCUCUUUGUCUUGAUGAUAGAAUUUUAGCUUCAACUAUUGAGGUUUUGGCUAGGAAUCGAGAAUUGAAAAUGCCAAUUGAUUUGCACAAGUUCACUAGUUUGGCCACUAGGGAUGUUAUUGAAGCAAUGAUUAGGGGUUUCAUCAAAGGUGGACGCUUAAAUAUUGUUUGGAAUCUCCUCUCUGUUGCCAAGCAUGAAAAAAGAAUGAUAGACUCCAGUAUAUAUGCAAAAUUAAUACUUGAGCUUGGUAAGAAUCCAGAUAAAUACAUGCUAGUUGAACAGUUAUUGGAUGAGCUUGGAGACAGAGAAGAUUUGAAUUUAAGCCAUCAGGAUUGCACUGCUAUAAUGAAAGUCUGCAUUAGGCUUCAAAAAUUUGAAUUUGUGGAGUGUCUUUUUGUUUGGUUUAAACAAUCAGGACAUGAGCCAACUGUAGUUAUGUACACUACUUUGAUUCACAGUCGUUAUUCUGAGAAGAAAUACAGAGAGGCAUUGGCUGUGGUCUGGGAAAUGGAGGGUUCGAAUUGUCUAUUUGAUCUACCAGCUUAUCGGGUUGUGAUAAAGCUUUUUGUUGCCUUAAAUGAUCUCUCGAGGGCUGUAAGGUAUUUCUCGAAGCUUAAAGAAGCAGGUUUUUCUCCAACCUAUGACAUUUAUAGGGACUUGAUUAAACUUUACAUGGUUGAUGGGAGGUUGGCUAAGUGUAAGCAGAUAUGGAAGGAAGCAGAGAUGGCAGGAUUCAAGCUGGAUGAACAAAUGAGUUCAAACUUGUUGCAGCUUGAGAGGCAUAUUAGAUCUGGAUCCUGAUGAAGACGCAUUGAAUUGGAGCACUUGGAUGAGGAUUGCUGUUGGUGCUGCUCGGGGCCUUGAAUACCUACACUGCAAAGCAGAUCCACCUGUUAUAUAUCGUGACCUAAAAUCUGCAAAUAUUAUGGUAGAUAAUGAUUUCAAUCCAAAACUAUCAGAUUGGGACCGGUUGGUGAAAAGUGAAAACACACAUAUUUCAACCAGUGUUAUGGGAACAUAUGGAUAUUGUGCCCCAGAAUAUGCCAUGAACGGAAAAUUGACUCUUCAAUCUGAUAUUUACAGCUUUGAAGUUGUGAUGUUGGAGAUAAUCACCGGCAAAAAGGCAAUAAAUCCGAGAAGACCCUAGUCGCUUGGGUGAGUCGAGCCUUUUUCUUUUCUUAGCCUGGUUCUUUAACAUGUUUACUCACCAUGCUCCAACUAUUUAAUGCUAAUCUUGAUACCCCAAUAAACUGUUUGAUGAUUUUAUCAAGGUGUUAAAUAGUUAAAUUGUUUGAUGGUGCAAUUGUGACUAAAUGAUCAACUCAUGAGAGCCAGUGCACAUUUACGUAUAUGACGCAGGAGUAGGUGAUUUUUCUUUUGAAAUUGUUUGUUAUAGGCUAGCCAAUUUCUGAAAGACCAGAAGAAGUUUUUUCAAUUGGUUGAUCCUCUGUUGCAAGGAUGCUACCCACGCCAUUGUUUGAACUAUGCAAUUGCUAUUACUGCACGUGUCUUCACGAGGUAGCAAGUUUCCGCCCUCUGAUUGAUGAUAUAGUAGUUGUCCUUGAAGUAAUGUCUUGGAGUACAACACUUCAAAAGCCGUCAGGCAGAAGCUUUCGGUAAACCCUCUGAUUACUGUAAAUGAAACUGUGAAAGCAUAAAUCAUGAGCAGUUUUACUAUGGAUUAAGAAUCUAAAAUGAGAUAAUUUUUCCUCAUAAAUGAAUUCUCUUAUUUAUGUGUUUUAAUUCAAAGUUUAGAUAUUUUUUUUGGUUA
This is a messenger RNA of Mercurialis annua (annual mercury), 2730 nucleotides long. Its product is annotated as pentatricopeptide repeat-containing protein At2g01860. The record is from RefSeq and is a predicted model, not a curated record. Gene Ontology annotation, molecular function: protein binding. The coding region runs from base 273 to 1760 and encodes 495 amino acids. The transcript has 3 exons. NCBI's taxonomy places the organism in Eukaryota, Viridiplantae, Streptophyta, Magnoliopsida, Malpighiales, Euphorbiaceae.